AUGGCGGCGGCUGUGAAGCGCUUCUUCUCUUCCCCGCGCUUUGCCGUGGCGGGCGCAAGCAAUGAUACCCACAAAUUUGGAUACAAACUCCUCGCAUGGUACCAUCAGCAUUCGCUGCCCGUAACCCCGCUCAACCCACGAGCGGCACAGAUCAACCUCCCCUCGCGUGCUUACGACACGGUACCUUCGCCGUCCAGCCUGCCCUCGCCCACCCAGACUUCCCUGUCGGUGGUCACCCCUCCCCGGGUGACUAUUGAACUGCUCAAGGAAGCUCAUUCGGUGGGGAUCCCCGCAGUUUGGUUACAGCCCGGCUCCUUCGACGAUACAGUGCUGGAGUUCGCCCGCGGGCACUUUGAGGCCGUAGUUGCGGGGGAUGGCGGAAAUGGCGGCGAGGGCUGGUGUGUGCUGGUGGAUGGGGAGGAGGGACUGGAAGCAGCGGGGGUCCAGUGGACGAACCAACGACUUUAG
Messenger RNA from Penicillium chermesinum, 468 nucleotides. RefSeq names its product CoA-binding protein. The coding region runs from base 1 to 468 and encodes 155 amino acids. NCBI's taxonomy places the organism in Eukaryota, Fungi, Ascomycota, Eurotiomycetes, Eurotiales, Aspergillaceae. The record is from RefSeq and is a predicted model, not a curated record. The transcript is spliced from 2 exons.